GAAUCAUAUGGUCAAUAAAAUUCUGUCAAAAUUGUUUUGGUGUGUGAUUAAUUGCUGGAAUUUGUGUUUUCGUGCAAAUCUCUAUUUUAAUCAACAAUGUCGAGCGGUAUUCCUGCCUGUCCAGAUUCAUUGAAACCCAUAGCACACUUUUUGAAAGUUGCACAAGAACAUGACGCCCGCGAUAUUGUCGUGGCUUACUGGUCCAGAAUCUACGCCUUACAAACUGGAUUAAAGCUGUCCACAAAGAAGCCUGAAGAAACUGCACUCUUGAUUGGACUAAUGGAUUGGCUUGAGACAACCAAAAAGGCAAAUCAAAAUAAUGAGUCCAUUACCAAUGAGGUUGUCGCCCAGGCUUACCUUGAGAACUAUGCUUUUAAACUGUUUUCCUAUGCUGAUCAGCAAGAUCGUGCUUCGAAUUUCGGAAAGAAUGUGGUCAAGGCAUUCUACACAGCUGGUAUGAUAUACGAUGUAUUGUUGACGUUCGGUGAGCCGAGUGACGAGGCUCAGAAAAAUAGCAAAUACGCCAAAUGGAAAGCAGCGUACAUUCACAAUUGCCUGAAAAAUGGUGAAACUCCGGUUCCAGGUCCAAUGGACGAAGGUAACGAAGAAGAAGACGAAGACGACGAACUGGCUAACUUAGCAAAGCCACCUCAACCGCAAGUACCUCAACCGUCAACUAGUCAAGGAGAACCUUCUUCCAGUCUACCCGAACCAGAUCAAUCUCCACCCACUAUCGGAUUCUCACCAUAUCCCAAUCCUCCAGCACCAGUUCAAACACCAGCUACUCCCCAACCGACAACACCAGACCAAUUCCAAGCAUACUCUGGAGCGGCAGUUCCUGCUGUUGCUGCAAUUACUCCAACUAACGUGCAAUUGACUGGUGACCAGAUGAUCAAAGCACAAAAGUAUUGCAAAUGGGCUGGCAGUGCUUUGACGUAUGAUGAUGUCAAGGCUGCCAUUGAAAAUCUACAGAAAGCUCUGCGCUUAUUGCAAACGGGUGAAGAUAGCGGCUAGAAGUGCUCAAUUUUUUAUAAACUUUUAAUUGGCAACAAUACAAAACUAUAACCGGCCUUUGCAAUGCUUUUUGCAGCACUCAUUUAAUAAACAAAUUUGUGGAAAAUUCGAGUUAAACAAAUUAAAAAACUAACUAAACAUAAA
Molecule: messenger RNA, 1158 nt
Organism: Bradysia coprophila
Lineage: Eukaryota; Metazoa; Arthropoda; Insecta; Diptera; Sciaridae
Gene: Vta1
Product: vesicle trafficking 1
Biological process (GO): late endosome to vacuole transport via multivesicular body sorting pathway
Cellular component (GO): multivesicular body
Source: RefSeq, a predicted model, not a curated record